Nerophis lumbriciformis (worm pipefish) is the source of this 1830-nucleotide messenger RNA. The record is from RefSeq and is a predicted model, not a curated record. Lineage: Eukaryota; Metazoa; Chordata; Actinopteri; Syngnathiformes; Syngnathidae.
AUGCCCCGCAUUUCCUGGCUACUAUCCGCCCUGCUGUUAGUGCACUUUUUGGGCUGGAGCCGGGGCUACUUCCCCGAGGAGCGCUGGAGCCCCGAGUCCCCUCUCCUCGCCCCACGGGUGGUUGUCGCGCUCAUCUGCCGCAACUCAGCGCACUCUUUGCCGCUCUUCCUUGGAGCUUUGGAGCGCCUGCGCUACCCGAAGGACCGCAUUGCUCUGUGGGUGGCGACAGAUCACAACAUAGAUAAUACUACUUCCAUCCUUCGAGAGUGGCUCAUCAAGGUGCAAAAUGACUACCACUAUGUGGAGUGGAGACCUGAUGAUGGAUCCAGUGCCUUUGAGGAUGAAGUGGGGCCCAAACAUUGGAAUAAUCUUCGUUAUGAACAUGUAAUGAAGCUUCGUCAGGGGGCAUUGGACUCGGCCCGUGAAAUCUGGGCUGACUACCUCCUGGUGGCCGACUGUGACAACCUGCUCACCAACCCGGAUUUGUUGUGGAAACUGAUGAUAGAAAACAAAACCAUUGUUGCACCGAUGUUGGAGUCCAGAGCUGCAUACUCCAACUUCUGGUGUGGCAUGACUUCACAGGGCUACUAUAAGCGAACGCCAGCGUACAUACCAAUCAGGAAGCAGGAGCGUCUCGGGUGCUUUGCCGUGCCGAUGGUCCACUCGACGUAUUUGGUGGAUUUACGGAAGGAAGCCUCUCGACAACUGGCUUUUUACCCACCGCACCCGGAGUAUAGCUGGGCCCUCGAUGACGUCAUCGUCUUUGCCUACUCUGCUCGCAUGGCGGACGUUCAGAUGUUCGUGUGCAACAAAGAAACCUUUGGAUAUUUUCCUGUGCCCAUGCGUUCCCACGCGACCUUGCAGGAUGAAGCAGAAAGCUUUUUGCAUACUCAUCUUGAGAUCAUGGUGAAAAAUCCUCCACUGGAAUAUUCCAGCUUCCUGACUCUUCCUCCUAAGCAGCCGAGCAAGAUUGGCUUUGAUGAGGUAUUCAUGAUAAAUCUGGUGCGGAGAGCUGACCGGCGUGAACGCAUGCUGCGAACUUUACACGAGAUGGAGCUCAGCUGUAAAGUUAUUGCCGCUGUGGACGGCAAAGCUCUGAACAAAAGUGACAUAGAAUCUAUGGGGAUUAAUAUGCUGCCGGGAUACAAAGAUCCGUAUCAUGGUCGACCUCUCACCAAGGGGGAACUUGGUUGUUUCCUCUCUCAUUACAACAUCUGGAAGGAGAUAGUGGAUCGCGAUCUGCAAACCUCCUUGGUCAUUGAGGACGACCUGCGCUUCGAGGUGUUCUUUAAACGUCGUCUCCAGGCGUUGCUGCAGGAAGUGACGACACACAAGCUUGACUGGGAUCUCAUUUAUAUAGGACGGAAGCGAAUGCAGGUGGAUCAUCCGGAGAAAUCGGUACCAAACGUUCACAAUCUGGUGGAGGCCGACUACUCUUACUGGACUUUAGGAUACAUGCUGUCCUUGCAAGGCGCCAAAAAGCUCCUUAAAGCUGAGCCUCUGAAAAAGAUGCUUCCUGUUGAUGAGUUCCUUCCUGUCAUGUUCGACAAACACCCCGUGUUAGACUACAUGGAGCACUUUGAGGAUCGAAACCUCCGCGCGUUCUCGGCAGAGCCGCUUCUGGUGUAUCCCACCCACUACACAGGAGACUCAGGCUACAUCAGUGACACGGAGACCUCAGUAGUCUGGAACAAUGAAACGGCCAAGACCGACUGGGACCGAGCCAAGUCCAGGAAAACUCAGGAACAGGUGGAGCUAAGCAUUGAAGCAAAGAACUCUGAUGUACUUCAGUCUGAGCUGGAGAACUUUAGCGCACGAGAUGAAUUGUGA